Messenger RNA from Cyphomyrmex costatus, 1554 nucleotides. RefSeq lists its product as uncharacterized. NCBI's taxonomy places the organism in Eukaryota, Metazoa, Arthropoda, Insecta, Hymenoptera, Formicidae. Bases 1 to 1554 code for a protein of 517 amino acids. The record is from RefSeq and is a predicted model, not a curated record. The transcript has 3 exons.
AUGCCCGAGGGAAUGGAGAGGCUGCUGGCCGUCGUGGAGGCGGAGGCUGCGUCGGUGGGAUUGCGGUUCAACCCUGCAAAAUGUGCCACCCUGCACAUCGGUGCAGGCAAUGGCGGCAGGGUCCUGCCGACGCGAUUUCGCAUACAGGGCGGUGAGAUAAACCCCCUGGCUGAAGUGGCUCACGUUUUUCGUAUGCUUACGAUGCGCGAUGACGCUGUGAGGGAAUUAGCAUGGGAAUCGCUGAGGGGAGUGGUGGGGCGCAGGGUCGGCCACGCCCCUACUUGCGACGAUGUCGCCUCCUUCCUCUCCAGCUCGCUGGAGGGAAGGAUGAGGGGCGGAGGGGAGGCUUCGCUCUGGUCGAGCGCGCGGAACGCUGCACUCAGACAAUCGGAGAGGUUGUCCCUGCGGUGGCGGUGGGUUCGAGAAACGGAGGAACUUCUGUUGGAAUGUCUUGGGCCGCGGGGGGCAGCGAUUAAGAUUCCGCCUGACGCGCGCGGUCAGGUAGUGAAUCGGUUGCGCUCAGCUGUAGCAGAGCACUACGCGCAGCGGUUGCGCAGUAAGCCCAAUCAAGGCAAGGUCUUCGAGGUGUCGUCGCGCAGUCGAGUGAGCAAUCACUUUAUGCGCAGCGGCAGCUUCACCCGCUUCGCCGACUGGCGCUUUAUUCACAAAGCUAGGCUUGACGUUCUUCCCCUCAACGGCGCGCGGCGUUGGGGGAAUGAAGACAAGCGCUGUUGGCGGUGCGGGGAGGUAUCGGAGACUUUGCCUCAUGUGCUCUGUCACUGCGGCGUUCACUCCGCCGAUAUACAGCUGAGGCACGACGCUGUCCUGCACCGCCUCUGGAAAGCGAGUAGGCUCCCAGGGGUACGGGUUAACCAGCGGGUUGAUGGCGUCGACGGGGUACUUGCAGGGCUCAGGCCUGACCUCGUUGUCAGGCACGAGCCCUCCAAGAGUGUCGUCAUAUGCGACGUCAUGGUGCCUUUUGAAAAUCGUUGGCAGUCCUUCGAUGACGCUAGGGCGAGGAAAAUUGCCAAGUAUUCGCCCUUGGCAGAGGAGCUCCAACGGCAGGGCUACCGCGUCGUCGUGACGGCCUUCGUAGUCGGCGCCCUUGGCUCGUGGGAUCCGCGCAACGAGGCAGUCUUGAAGCUGCUGCGGGUUGGCUCCCCGUAUGCGGCGAUGAUGAGGCGCCUCGUUGUCUCGGAUACCAUUCGCUGGUCACGGGACAUAUAUGUCGAGCACGUGUCCGGCAUCCGCCAGUAUCUGGCUCCUCCCCGUGCCUCUGGGGAUCGUCUCGCGACGCCUCCAAGGGCAGUCCGUCGGCGCUGGAAUGCCGAGGAACGUAGAGCACAGGAUGCGACGCGUAACGCUUCGAAAAGUGUGAAUGUCGGCGAGAAGCUCGCAAUCGACGAGCUGGCGUUUGUCGAAGAUGUCGCUCUCGCUUAUAGCGUUCGCGACGUUGGCGAAGCGCGUGUACUUGACAUCGACGGUAUCGACGAGUCGGGACAAUCGCUCGAAGGUAACGUCGAUGCAGCCGUCGAGAUCGAACAUACGGCGUAG